AUGCUUGUUGCUCUUACUACUGAUAUGUCUGCCUAUGAUACUGAUCAUGAAGAAGACAAGAAUGAUGGAUGGGGUCUGAGCCUUUACAACGACAACAAGGGCAUCAAGAUGACCAUUCUCUUUACUCCCCUUCCUGCACCUCUUGCACCAGGGAAGAAGCGCCAUGUGAACAUCAGCAACGAGAAAGACUAUAAGCAAAUGGUGGACAAAGCUACAAGUAAGUCACCCUUCGAGGUAAAGCUAUUCAUCAUUGAGAACAAGACUGGAAAUGGAGAAGACGAUCCUGAGGAGGAUGCAGAGCAUGAAGAAGCUGUGGGAUCAAGGAAAAUGUAA
Laccaria bicolor S238N-H82 is the source of this 333-nucleotide messenger RNA. RefSeq lists its product as uncharacterized. The coding region runs from base 1 to 333 and encodes 110 amino acids. The transcript is spliced from 4 exons. NCBI's taxonomy places the organism in Eukaryota, Fungi, Basidiomycota, Agaricomycetes, Agaricales, Hydnangiaceae. The record is from RefSeq and is a predicted model, not a curated record.